Messenger RNA from Oryzias melastigma (Indian medaka), 4751 nucleotides. RefSeq names its product solute carrier family 25 member 22a (gene slc25a22a). NCBI's taxonomy places the organism in Eukaryota, Metazoa, Chordata, Actinopteri, Beloniformes, Adrianichthyidae. The transcript is spliced from 11 exons. Bases 597 to 1535 code for a protein of 312 amino acids. The record is from RefSeq and is a predicted model, not a curated record. Gene Ontology annotation, molecular function: L-aspartate transmembrane transporter activity; L-glutamate transmembrane transporter activity. Gene Ontology annotation, biological process: L-glutamate transmembrane transport; malate-aspartate shuttle; aspartate transmembrane transport.
AGAAAAUAGAUGUGCAGGUCCCCAAAAAUAGACAGCUUUCCAUUUACAGAGGCAAAAUAUUAUGAUAAUAGAAUCUAGGAAAAUAUUUCAAAAUAAUGGAUUGAUGUAUUCAAGAAAACUAUUUUUACUGUGUGCAUCUCAAACUCCAUCAAGUUGUGUUUUUGUGAAGUAGUUUUGCAGAUCCUGUCAUUGCAGACCAACAAAGCCAGCCGUGUGAUUUUCUUGCGGUCUUCUCAACUACAACAGUCACGUGAUUUUUAGCUAACUAUCCCAGAGCUUUGUCCUCGCAGCCACCCACUUCCUUUAAUCUUUCACUGCAUUCACUGUCUCUCAGAGGACAUUUACCCUCCUAGAAAUGCCUAUAGGAGCAGCAGAGGAGCUGUGAUGGACCAUUUCUUCAGAUGAAUGAAAUGAUUUUCCAUUGGACUUGCUUGAAAUAACAUCAGCUGCAAAGAGACAUUAGGACAAAAGAAGACCAUUCUUAAUCCUACCUGGAUUUCACAACCCAACUAAACAAACAAGCAGAAGAAACAAACAGAACCUGCGAGGGCGGCAAACAGGAGCGUUGAUCUGUGACCAUCAGAGCCACAAGAUAAAUGGCGGACAAGCAGAUCAGUUUGCCUGCCAAAUUGAUCAAUGGGGGGAUCGCUGGCCUGAUUGGAGUGACCUGUGUCUUUCCCAUUGACCUGGCCAAGACUCGCUUGCAAAACCAGCAAAAUGGAUCUCGCCUUUACACCAGCAUGUCAGAUUGCCUUAUUAAGACCAUUCGGUCAGAAGGGUAUUUUGGGAUGUACCGAGGAGCUGCGGUGAACUUAACCCUGGUGACACCAGAGAAAGCCAUCAAACUGGCUGCCAAUGACUUCUUCAGGCACCACCUCUCCAAAGAUGGGAAACUCACUCUGUUUAAAGAGAUGCUGGCUGGCUGUGGGGCAGGUACAUGCCAGGUUAUUGUAACAACUCCUAUGGAGAUGCUGAAAAUCCAGCUCCAGGAUGCUGGAAGGAUUGCUGCUCAGAGGAAACUCAUGCCAGAGACGGUUGCAGCUGGAACCGUGGAGACAAAGUCCCCCACAGCCAUGCAGCUUACCAGGCAGCUACUGCGGGAAAAGGGCAUCGCUGGGCUCUAUAAAGGCCUUGGUGCCACUCUGCUCAGGGACGUUCCGUUCUCCAUCAUCUAUUUCCCUCUUUUUGCCAAUCUGAAUAACUUUGGUAAAAAAAAUGCAGAUGGCCCCGCUCCUUUUUAUGUAUCAUUUAUAUCAGGCUGCCUUGCGGGGAGCACGGCAGCUGUUGCUGUCAACCCUGUUGAUGUAAUAAAGACCAGACUGCAGUCCCUGAACCGAGGCAGUACAGAAGACACAUACAGUGGAGUGACUGACUGUAUAAGGAAAAUCAUGCGCAACGAAGGCCCAUCAGCUUUCCUGAAGGGGGCGUACUGUCGAGCCCUGGUCAUCGCACCUCUGUUCGGCAUCGCCCAGGUGGUCUACUUCCUGGGCGUGGGUGAAUUUAUCCUCAGCUUCAUGCCUAAAAAGCACGACUAAAGAGCACAUCCUCUUUGCCUUUCCCCCUCCACGAUGCAUCAUAUCAGCCACCUCUAGAUUCAUUUUUAUCCCGGUUAUUCUGAGGUCGCUCCUUGACCGAUCUGUAAGGUUUCAUUUAGUUGUGUUGAAUGUUCAAAAAAAAAAAAGUUCAGGAAGGAGCCUUUGUUAGCCAAGCUGCCUGUCGUGGCACACACUAUUUCCAGGAUGCUCUCUGGAAAAGACGCCACAAAUAUCCAGAUAAACAUCUUAAAGGAAUAUUUAACAUUUUAUUGCUGUUUUUUUUUAAAUAUAUGAUUGUUGAGGUUUUACAGUAGAUGUAUCGCCCUUUUCUGCUGCCCUUCUGCACCAAUACAGGAAAUCAUUAGGCUUUUAAAUUCUUUUAAUCCCACAGAAGGCGGAUGUGAAAUUAUCAUUUGAAAUGAAAUUGUAAAUGAAGAGCACAGUUUUCACUUAGAGAGAUAUUUAAACACAAAAGUUCUAGUGGAAUUAAAAAAUAUAUACUUGCCCAAGAUUCUUUAUCUUAAGAAAUGUGUUUUAUGCUGUGAAGUGUUGUGAUACCAGCAGAAUCUUAGUCAUCCAUUCUAAGAGCCACUUUCCUUCAUGUACAGGAAGUGGUUGUAAUGCACCUGACUUUGAUUACUUUGACUUUUGAAGUAGAUCGGGUUCCAUUUAAGGUUUAAGAGCUACCACAAUGUUUUGACUGUUUUGGCUCCUCCUUUCAAAGAUGUCUCCGUUUCUUGGUUACGCUUCAGGCCGAACUUGCCGACAACACAGUCCCAAUUGUUGAAGUCUGAUGCAGAAUUGUAGGGAAUGCAUCUGUGGGGAAAAAAGUGCUCCCAUUCCAAUCAGUGUAGUCACAGAGGGAGGGUUACAUUCAUGCAUGAGGGGAGAAGACUGCUGUAAAAUCCCUCUUUGUGGCUACAUGUGCAGCAGACAGGAGCAGCUUUACGUUAUGUCUCCAUCUUUAUAAGUAAAAAAAGGAAAAAGAUUCAAGCUUGAAGUAAUCUGGUGGAUUUGGAAUCUUAAAUUGACAUCUAAAAAAUGACAAAAACAGUCAUCCAGUGUGGUGCACAUAAAUCUAAAGUCAUUUUAGUCCAUUUAGAGGCAGAAAUAUAAUUAUUUAUGUUUACAGAUGGGUUCUUACUCGUUUUAACACUUUGUCCAAACUUGAAUUCAGUGGCAGGACCCAAAGAGCUAAUGAAAAUCUCUGCGUAUCCGAAGAUCAAACCGUCGUGUUGUAAGCAUCAUGUGACUUUUCUUUACCAAACCCUCUCUGCUUCGUUUGCUUUGGAGGUUCUGUUUGCUUUAAGCGGCUGCCGCUGUAUCUCGUUUAUGUAUCGCAACAACGCCGAAACCUUGCCAUGGCUUUAUCUCACCAGAGAUCAAGGUGACCUUGAUGAGUAGGAUCCAAUCAGGUUCCUUCCUUUGCUCCCCACCGGUCAAGCAAGUGGGGCUGCAUUGUUGACACUCAUUACAACUUUAAAGUCGGGAGGGAAUUUUAUUUAUCAAUGUUCCUUUCUGAUCGUCAAAAUAGCACUAUAUAUUUGUACUUGUCUGAUUUUUUUGUGUCAAACUGUCCACCUGAACUAUAUUGUACAUAUGCAGAUGAUAUGAAGUGUUUUUGAUUUUUUUUGUAAACAAUGGCUUAUUUGCACACCUACCUCUCCCCUUCCUCUCAUGUUUUUAUGUUCUACCGGUGUGGGCAUACAGAAGGAAGGACCAGACGCUCGUUGAAUGAUGUGAACUCAAAUGCAAUGUGAUGCUUUUUUUUUAAUGUAUGCCAACAGCGAUGUCUUAGGUUGCUUUUGGAGGCGCCAUUUUCUCCAGAGCUUUAGUUAUUCAUUAGUUAUUUAAUCACAGGACCAAAUCAAAAAAAAAAUCUUAAUGCUGAUAGAAGUGCGGUUUAAAGAGAAUGACUUACAAAAAUGACAUGAAAUGUAAACGGUUGUCAGGCAAGCGGAGAGGAUUUAAGGUGGAAUCAGUCUGUCUGUUUGGUGCUGCCUCUUUAAGGCAAAAGCAGAAACUGAAAGCCAUAGUUCAGCUUUGAUGGAACGACUGGCCAGUUUUAGAAAAUCUGGCAAAAAAAAAAAGAAGCCCACCUAGCUCCACUUUAUAAGUUACUCUUGCGUUUUGUUGAUGAUGCAACUUGAUUUCAUACAUGCUGUUGUUGUGAUCACGAUGCCUUUGUGUUGUGGUGAGAUUUUUGUUUUCCUUCCCUUUCUCCCUCUGUCACAGAGUCUUUUUCAUCCGAUUUUUGCUUUUAUUGUCAAAUUCUCAUGUAAAUGGUUUCUCCUCAGCUGUGCUUUUUACCAAUCUGUGUAUUGGGUUAUGUGUGUGUGUCUGAUUGUGUAGUGUUGUAGUUGGUGUGCAGUUGUUAGUGACGCUGCAGUAUUUUUCUCUUUGGUUUUGCUCGGUGUAUUUGUUGCAAUCACGUGCAGUUUGCUCUGACCGGCGUCUGCAGCUGCAGGACGCUGGAUGCAGGUCAGCACAUGGGGGAACUAAAAAAAAAAGUAUGAUUUGGAAAAGAAAGCACAAAAAGGACAACUUCACACAAGAGAAUACUCUCUGAAAAUCACUGGAAGCCUGUGUGCUGAUUUGCAGACAUGAAUUAUUUCUGUCAAAAUGGUUAAAAACGUUUUUUUAUUUCUUUUAUCCAUGUUGUAAAACCAUAGGGCUGAGACUUCUGGUCAUUAUAAAAGCCACAAGAUAGAUGUUACCCAACAUCUGUUGGACACAAAAAAUGUAUAAUCCGUACAUAAUCUAUAUGAAUCAAAUAUAAGAAUGUACUGUAGAUAUUAUGAAAUGUAUUCCAGUUAAAGUGAAGAGUUGAUUCAAUUUUUAAUCUCGUGCUUUACACAUUCACAGAGAAAUUCAUGAACCAGUUCACUGCUAUGCAACAAAUCAAGGCCGCAGACAACGCUAAACACAACACUUGUAUGACCAAUGCAGCUGGGGGAGCUUGGAGGUCUUUCUGAGAUUUGAGUGCACCUCAGCCCCCUUUAGUUCUCUUCCUCCACGAGGAAAUGUGCAACAUGCACUUUAAAUAAAACAAGAACCCCUAAACACCCCUGCUUUCCAUUUACAGAGUCUCUGUGACACGGAGGGUGUUAGUGAGUACAUGUGGUGAGUGACAGUUGUUCUGGAAACGCCAUGUUCAACAAUAUUAUUGUGUUCUCUGUCACAAUUUGCUGUUCAAUAAACUGACUGUCCUUCGAA